AUGGCAGAUUCUUAUGGUAGCAACCAUGACAGAAAUUCUAAACAGGAUCUCCUGGUGCGUUCCAAAAGAGGAUGGGUCUUAUCUACAAUUGAAUUAGAAGAAGAAAAGGACGCACAGUACCCCAUAGAGAUUUCACAGAUGUAUAACGACAAGAUUGAGGGUAAAGCCUUUAGGUUCCUUUUAAGUGGUGAAGGUGUGCCGGACGUGUUUACGGUCAAUGAAAACACUGGAGCCAUCUAUGCACAUAGAAAAGUGGACAGGGAGCAAAAGCCACUUUACCAUAUCAACUUUGAUGUCUUGGACAGAAAUACGGGUGAAAAACUAGACAAGGAACUAGCAUUUGAUGUUGAAAUACAAGACAUAAAUGAUAAUCCACCCAAGUUCUCUCUUCCUGAAAUAACAGUUGAUGUAAAGGAAAAUAUACAAGCACGCGUUUUGCCAGUUACCCUGGUGGCCACAGACAUAGAUAAGGAGAACACACCCAACUCUGAAUUUGACAUCACAAUGGUUUCACAGAGUCCAGCAGUGCCCAAAAUUGCUGUGCAGCAAGACGAAGGAGUGGCCCGACUCGUCUUGAAAGGAUGUUUUGACUAUGAUAAAGCAAAAAAGUAUAAAAUCAUCUUACAAGCAAAAGAUCGUGGAACAAAGCCAAAGACUCUGUCCUCUACUGCUGUUGUUAACCUGAACAUUGUCGAUGCAAACACUCACCAACCAAGAUUCAAGGAGAGACAGUACUACGGUAAAGCAAUAGAAAUGGAGACCAGUGAUAACAUUUUGAGAGUUGCUGUGGAGGAUAAAGAUACUCCUAACACUGAUGGAUGGCGUGCCAAGUACUCGAUAAUUGCAGGGAAUGAAGAAGGAACCUACAAAAUUGAAACUGAUCCAGAAACAAAUGAGGGUGUCCUGAGUAUUGUCAAGUCAAAGCGCUAUGAACAUACGACUUUAGUGAACUUGCAGAUUGGAGUAAAGAAUGUUGAAGACUUAUUUGUUUGCCCAUCACUGUUCGAUUCAACCAGCAUCAUACUACACAUGAUUGAUGGCAAUGAUACAGACAACGUGUACCUGAAGGAGGAAGAGGAGCCAGGAAAGGUGUUGUUCAAGCCAAAGGUUCACGAUGUUGACUCUAAUAAUACCAGGUAUGUGCUCCUAGAUGAUCCAGCUGACUGGGUAGCCAUUGAUAAAAAAACAGGAGAAAUCACAUCAACUAAGAAGCUGGACAGAGAGUCAGAAUUUGUUGAUGACAAGAAUGUUUACAAAGUCCUCAUAGCUGCCAUAGAUGACGGUAAACCUCCAGCCACGAGCACAUACACUGUCAAGAUCCACCUGGCGGACAUCAAUGACAAUACUCCUAAGCUGGUCAACAACAGCGCUGUCAUAUGUGGAAACAAGGUUAACAGGGUCAAGGUGCGUGCAAAGGACCUAGAUGCCGAUCCUUAUAGUGGACCCUUCUACUUCUCUCUGGGGGAUGAUGAAAUUCUAAAGCAACAAUGGAAAAUAGAACCUGAAUAUGGUGUGGAUGCUUUUCUUUUUAGCUUGAAGACACUUCCUUAUCUUAACUAUUCAAUUCCCCUGGUGAUUAUGGACCAACAGAACAAAGCUGGACAUGAUACUCUGGAAUUGAUGGUGUGCGAAUGUGAAGAAAAUGAUGUUUGCAAAGAACCACCUUCAAUAAGUUUUGGACCAGCUGACAUUGGAGCACUUACUGCAAGAUUGCUUAUAUUUUUGUCACUCCUAAUCGUGUUUUUGUGUGUAAAGAAGAAGAUUAAGAAUGUGCAACAACAUGAGGGCAUGUACAACCAAGAAGAAGGGAGUUCUUCAUGCAAGGCUGAGUCCACUUGUCUCCAGUCACCAACAGAUAGUAUAGUAGUGGCAGAUGCAGGCGACAAUGCAGGUGCUCAUGCUCUCAACUCUGACAGUCUUCCUUUUUGGUGGAUGACUUUUUCCCAGAGAAGCAUCAGUCGUGUCGAUUUGAACACGGUCAUAGUAUAG
This is a messenger RNA of Pelmatolapia mariae (spotted tilapia), 1989 nucleotides long. RefSeq names its product cadherin-like protein 26. The coding region runs from base 1 to 1989 and encodes 662 amino acids. Gene Ontology annotation, biological process: multicellular organism development; homophilic cell-cell adhesion; calcium-dependent cell-cell adhesion. Gene Ontology annotation, molecular function: cadherin binding; calcium ion binding. The record is from RefSeq and is a predicted model, not a curated record. The transcript is spliced from 13 exons. NCBI's taxonomy places the organism in Eukaryota, Metazoa, Chordata, Actinopteri, Cichliformes, Cichlidae. Gene Ontology annotation, cellular component: plasma membrane; adherens junction; catenin complex.